UGAAUAGACAUCAGAUGAAACCAACUGCGGAGUAUCUGUUUAUCUAGAUACUCAAGGGCUCAAAGCUCACACUCUCUCCCUACGCGCGUGGCCGCCCUUACCCGCUCAAUGGCCCGUCUGGGAUGGAUUGGCACCGGCGUAAUGGGCCGAUCUAUGUGCUCCCACUUGAUAAAGGCAGGAUAUGAGCUCACCAUCUUCACCAGGACCCGGAGCAAAGCUCAAGAGCUCAUUUCCAUGGGGGCGCAAUGGGCUGACUCCCCGAGAUCUGUUGCUUCCAAAUCGGACGUCGUCUUCUCCAUCGUCGGCUACCCGUCAGACGUCCGACACGUCAUCCUCGAUCCCGAGUCCGGCGCACUCUCCGGCCUCAGCCAAGGCGGCGUCGUGGUCGACAUGACCACCUCUGAUCCCUCUCUCGCGGUCGAAAUCCACUCAGCUGCGACCUCCGCCGGCUGCUCCGCAAUAGACGCCCCCGUUUCCGGCGGCGACCGGGGAGCCCGCAACGCAGCACUUUCAAUCUUCGCCGGCGGGGACCAAACCCUGGUUCAGCGGCUCUCUCCUAUCCUUUCCCUCAUGGGCAGGGUUUACUACAUGGGCACCCCUGGAAAAGGCCAAUUCGCCAAGCUAGCAAAUCAAAUAACCAUAGCUUCGACCAUGGUUGGGCUAUGCGAAGGCCUUAUAUAUGCCCACAAAGCAGGUCUGGAUUUGGAUCUAUAUCUGAAUGCAAUCUCAAUGGGAGCCGCAGGAUCAAAAUCACUGGACUUGUAUGGGAGGAGGAUAGUGAGCAGAGAUAUGGAUCCGGGGUUUUAUGUGAAUCACUUUGUUAAAGAUUUGGGAAUCUGCUUAAAAGAGUGUCAGAACAUGUCUUUGGCACUGCCUGGGUUAGCAUUGGCACAGCAGCUUUAUCUAUCACUCAAGGCUCACGGAGAAGGCCAUUUAGGAACUCAAGCUCUUGUGUUAGCGUUGGAGAGGCUUAACAAUAUAUCCCUGCAAAGUUCUUCUUCUAGAGAAGUUUGAAUCGGUAAAACAAAUCGACUUUGAUCUUGAUUUGGCCGGCCUUAAUGUCUAUAUCUAGCUACAUGUGUUGUGAGUUAUGAAUGCUGUGUAAUUUUCUUGUUUUCAUGGGCCGGGGCUUUGUUGUGAUGUUAUCCUAUUUAAUGCUUCAUCGAGCUUCCUACUUGAGCAAGAUUAUGAGGGUGUUUGGAUCUGAUUCUCAAAACUGAUUCUGCUCCUUAAUGGAUCAGAAGUUGGAGUGUUUGAGUGAAAUUCCAGAAGUGCUCUAAUUUACUCUGAGAAAUUCCAGAAUCAGUUUUUUAGAAGUUGGGGGUACCAGCUUCUGAAUCAGUUCCAAACACCCCUAUCGAUUGCUAUGAGGGGAUGUGACCAAACUUUCUCCUGUCUAAAACUGCCCGAGGGAUCAUCAAUCUCACAUUUCAAAUUUUCAGAAAUCAAAGUUAACUUCUCUGCUUGGCAAAACCUCUUGAUCUUUUUUUGGAUGGAGGGGUUUAGGGUGCUUAUUGCUUGGUCUAAUAAAAAGGGGAUGUCUGAUCUAUUUUUUUUAUUCCACAACAUUUCAAUCACCUUUCAUUCCAAACUUAUUAACAUACCCUCAAGGAUUCGAAUGUAGGGUUUGCAUGGAAAUUACAGCUGCAUCACAUUGCAUGUACAAUUGUUUGACUAUUUAGAUUCGUUUGCCUCCAUUUAU
Cuscuta epithymum is the source of this 1702-nucleotide messenger RNA. The record is from the annotation of a GenBank genome assembly. Lineage: Eukaryota; Viridiplantae; Streptophyta; Magnoliopsida; Solanales; Convolvulaceae.